AAAAAUUGUGUGAUGAAUGCACAAGUAUUUGAUGAUACUGUGAACCAAUGAUUGUACACGUUGGAUGAUUAUCUGUUGGAAGGGGAAGAUCAAAUACUUUUUGAUUCAUGAAGAAUCGGCUUACUAAGAAGUGUCCAUUAAGCCACUGGUUGAAUUUCCAUCAAAAAGGAAUUAAAGCAUGGAGAGGAAGGUUGUAUCAAGUUUAAGGUCUCUUAGGGGUGGUGCGGAUAAGAAACCUCCUUUUCCAAAGACACUGCCCAACAAGAAGUCUCCUGCCUUCUCUGCGACCCGGAGCCAGUUACCUGGUGCCAGUCACCCCGUGCAACGAUGCGCCCCCCACCCUGGGAACCGAAGGGGCCGGUUAAGAGAACUGCGUACCAGAUGCAUUGCCAGAAAGUUCUUGUAUUUGUGGAUUCAAAAGACUUUUGGAAGAGUCUUUCCCUCUAAAGCCAGAUCUUACUGUGAACAGAGACUACUACGGAAAGUCUUUGGCGAAUGGAAAGAAGAGUGGUGGGUUUCCCAUCGAGAGUGGAAACUCUGUGUUCGUGCGGAUUGUCACUACAGAUAUUACUUGUACAACCUGAUCUUCCAGACCUGGAAAACCUUCGUCCGUCAGCAGCAGGAGAUGAGGAACAAGUACACGAGAGCCGAAGAUUAUGAUGCAAAGCAAAAGAUGCGCCAGGCCUGGAAGUCCUGGUUGAUCUACGUGGUUGUUCGCAGGACCAAACUUCAGAUGCAGAACACGGCCCUGCAGUUCAGGCAGCGGAGUACUCUGCGGGUGUGGUGGAGUGAGUGGAGGCGGCGACUGGAAGGGGUCUGCGAGGGCCAUGCCCUCCACAUCUCAGCUGUGAAGCACAGGGCACUGAGCCUCCAGCUGCAGGCUUGGUCACGGUGGCGGGAACAGCUCCUGAAUGUCCAGAGGGACAGGCAGAAAAUGGUCUCUGCUGUGAAACACCAUCAGCACUGGCAAAAGAGGAGAUCCCUGAAGGCCUGGCUUGAGUAUCUGCAACUCUGCAGCAGAAAGAGACAGCAGAAAGAGUUGGCUGAGCGAUUCUACCGUGUCACCGUGCUGCAGACACACUUCUGUGAUUGGCAGUGGGCCCUGGAGCGGAGGGAGAGCCUGUACGCCCAGCUCACACGGGUGGAGAUGCUGGCCAGGAGGGUGGCACUGCGGCGGGCCUUCACUCACUGGAAACACUAUCUGUUGCUCUGUGCAGAAGAAGCUGUUCAGCGUAGGAUGGCAGACGAGCACCGCAGACACCACCUGCUGAACUUGUGCUUUGGAGCACUAAAAGACAACGUGACUCGUUCCCACCUCCAGCAGAUGAGAAGGAAUCUCGCCCACCGGCAACAGGAGGUCAUGCUGCAGCGCAGGUUCUGGAACCUCUGGCAGUCUCGGAUUGAGCAGAGGGAGGAAAGAGAGCAGCUGCCCUUGCUGCAUGCCGCCUGGGAUCACCACAGGAUUACAUUGCUACACAAGUGUAUCAAAUCGUGGUUACAGUAUAUUCAGAAGAGGCAAUACAAGCAGGUGCUGCAGGCCAGAGCAGAUGGUCAUUUCCAGCAGCAAGCCCUGCCUGUUGCCUUCCGGGCAUGGAGAAGACUCUGGCAGUGGCACCAGCAGGAGAGCGUCCUUAAAGCAAGAGCAACACGCUUUCACAGGGAGAUGGUGGGGAAGCAAGUAUUUGCUAUUUGGUCACAGAAGAUGUUUCAGCAUCGGGAGAACCGCUUGGCAGAGAGAAUGGCCAUCCUCCACGCAGAGCGGCAUCUUCUGCAAAGGUUCUGGUCCACGUGGCGCCAGCAGGCAGCAGCCCAUCGCCAGGAGCAGCGCUGGCAGGCCGUGGCCUGUGCCCACCACCGCCACUGGCGGCUCAGGAAAACUUUCUGUACCUGGAAGGAGAGUGCUCAGGGGCUCAGGACAGAGAAGAUGGGAAAGGCGCGGGCUGCAGUGUUCCACUCGGCCCAGCUCCUGCGUUGGGCCUGGAACAGGUGGAGGGAGUACCUGGCCCUCCGGAACGCUGAGCGGCAGAAGUGGAUGCGAGCAGACCUGCAUUACCAGCGCACCCUGCUACGCAGGCUACUGCAGAGAUGGCUGACUUACCAGGACAGGGUGCGGAGUAUCCUACAAGAGGUGGCAGCCCAGGAAAGACAGCAUGACAGGCAGCUGCUGCGGGGUGUGUUACGUCGCUGGCGAGAGAACACCAUGGCCCAUGCGGAUGAAGCUAAAAAAACCUUCCUAGCAAGGGAGCACUACAGAAGGACCCUGUGUUCAAAGGUCCUGCUCCAGUGGAGAGAGGCCGCAUCAAUGCAGAUCUACUACCGGCUGCAGGAGGACUGCGCCGUCAGGGAAGCCUGGAAGGUGCUGAAUCGGGGCCGUCUCCGGACUGUGUUUCGGCACUGGCGGGCCCGCAGUCAGAGGUCAGCUGAGCGGAGAGUCCAGGAGGAGCGGGCUGCCCUGCAUUGCCGCCGGCGGCUGCUGCAGGAGGCCGUGGCCCGGUGGAAGGCGUACCACCUGGGGUGUAUCAGGAAGAUGCUCCUGCAGAGGCAGGGCACCCAGCUCCUGGCCCAGAGACUCAGCCGCUCGUGCUUCCGCCAGUGGAGACAGCAGCUGGCGGCCAGGAAGCAGGAGCAGCAGGGGGUGGCACGGGCCCUGUGGUUCUGGUCCUUCUCACUGCAGGCGAAGGCCUGGCACGCGUGGCUGGUCUUUGUGCUGGAGAGGAGGCGGAAGAAGGCACGGCUGGAGCAGGCGGCACAGGCCUACCACCACCAGCUCCUCCGGGAGGGCGUCACCCGCCUCCUGAGGUUUGCAGCCAGCAUGAGGGCCUUCCGGCAGCAGCUGCAGGCCCAGCAGCAGAUCCAGGCUGCCCGCAGUCAGCACCGUGCGGUCCAUCGCUGUGCCAUGCUCUGGAAGCAGAAGGUGCUGGGCCCGGGCAGGGAGCCCCCACCCCCCAUCCCCACUGCACCCAGCAGGAGAGUGACAUUCCGGGGCUCCCCUUUCAUCCACGGUGCUGUCGGUGCUGGGGACGCCACCUGCCUGGAGGCCAAGAGGCCACAAGUGCCCCGUGGGCCUACAGGAGGUCUGGGCAGCCUGCUGCUGGCAGCUGGGGAGCCCCAGCUCCUGGAGCUGAACGCCGCCCGCUUGGCAAGGAAGCAGCCCCGAUGCCCAGACUUCCUGCUGGAGCCCGUGCAGAGCCAGAGACCCCUGGGUUGUGACACCCUUGGGGGACAGGGGCCUGAGACGCCGUGGGAGCGUGGCCUAGCCCUGGCCCAGCCAGUGGGCCCUCCCGUGACGAGGCCCUUCCUGGCCGAGGCCCAGGUGGCACUGACCACAAGCAGCCACCUGCCUCAGCCCGGGGCCCUACUGAGGCCCCCUGGCCCAACGCUGCCCCCCAUGGCAAGUGCAGGCCCCGAACUGCUGCUGCUGCCUCCUUCCUCCUUCCUGCCGUGUGGGGUGGAAGCACCUGCCAGGAUAUCUACAAAGCCAGCUGUCCCUGGGCUGCAGCCUCAAGGCCCCCCAUCCCUGGCCAGUGCCCCCGACCCUCACCUGCUGCUCCCAAGGGACUUCACAGGCACUAGGGCCCGUCCCGGGCGUGGCUCUGAAAGCACAGGACGCACAGAACUCGAGGCUGAGCUUGAGGGGAUCCGCCAGCAAUUCCAGCACUACCAGACCAACAAGCAGAACCUCCGGUCCUGUGAGCGGCAAGCCAGCAGCCUGCGCAGGUGGCUGGAGCUGAGCCAGGAGGAGCCCAGGCCCGAGGCCCAGGCAGCGGAGCAGCAGGUGCAGAAAGAGCUGGAACAGGUAGAAGCGCAGAUCCAGCACCUGGCAGCAGAGCUCCAGGCCCAGCGCCAGCCCAUCCAGGCCUGCAUUGCGCGUGUCCGGGCCCUGCGGCAGGCUCUGUGCUAGCUGGCCCCGCACCAGGAGGCAGGUGCUGGGCUGCCGUGGAAGCCUCAAGCCCCCUCCAGGAACAGAAUACAAAACUACAAUGAGUUUUUAAUUUUUUUUUUUCCAAAAUGUUUGCAAUUAAAUGAUCUACUGUUCAGAAGUCUCCCACUUUUCAUACAAAAAUACUGUGCUACUGAUACAGUUGAAAAAGUUCAAUGGCUUCUCCUGCAGGAGAAAUUCACAGCAUCCCCAGGAUCAACGUGAAACACAAGGCCCUGUCACUACCCUCAGUUGCACCCCAAGGACCGCGUACCUGUUAACCUGGGGACAGGUUUUAUUUUCUAGGCACUCCCCCAUACACACACCAGGGCUCCUCUGCUUCCACCACAAGCCCCUUGAAAUCAAUAGCAGCAACUUCCCCCUAUUUCAUGCAGGUCUGGGGGCAUUGGGAGGUGGCACAAGGACCGGCUCUCCCUGUCCAGAGUUACCUGGGCUAGGCCUCCAUUCACAUCAGACACCAUCGAGUAGGUUCUGGCUUGCUUGCUGAAGAGAGGAUGAGGCCAGCUCCAGAAGGGUGCUCAUUGGGGCUGCAAAGGGCCAAGCCAUCCCAGAAGACGUUGGCAAGAGUCCAUGGUGAUUCUCGCCACAAGUGCAAAGACGACAAAAGAUGUAGCUUUUCCCAACGAACAGGGCAGGGUGAAGAGAACUUGGGAACAGAGAACAGGGAUCGUAAAGGCCAUGUGGGCCCGUUCUGGGGCACGGUGGGUCCACAGUCAGUGCCCAGGGGCACCUCACCCUGUGCAGGGGGAAGGCACAAAAAGCAAAAGGGGCUGACAAAACGGCCCAGGGAACGGGAGGAGCAGCAAGAAGACACCUUACCAUUUACCACCAAGACCAACUGAACACUCAGCCAGAGAGAUGAGGGGCUCCGGCCUAUACAGCAGAUUAAAAAAGACACACAACUAAACUUGA
Molecule: messenger RNA, 4852 nt
Organism: Choloepus didactylus (southern two-toed sloth)
Lineage: Eukaryota; Metazoa; Chordata; Mammalia; Pilosa; Megalonychidae
Gene: SFI1
Product: SFI1 centrin binding protein
Exons: 33
Coding region: 179-3901 (1240 amino acids)
Molecular function (GO): phosphatase binding
Source: RefSeq, a predicted model, not a curated record